AUGAAUGGAUCUAAGCAGCAAGACUCGGGUUCAGCGGGCUCCUACACAGUAGCAUGGAUCUGCGCCCUCGAAGAAGAGUAUUUCUGUGCAUGCCGUAUGCUCGACGAAGAAUUCGAUGGUCCGGAGAUAUGCGGAGACAACGACGAUAAUACUUAUGUCUACGGUCGUAUUGCGAAGCAUUAUGUGGUGGUUGGGUGUCUUCCAGCUGGUCGGUAUGGCACCAAUUCCGCUGCUCGUGUUGCCCGUGAUAUGAUCCGAACCUUUCCACAUGUGCGGUUCGCAUUGAUGGUGGGCAUUGGGGGUGGUGCGCCGAGCAGCCGAAAUGACAUCCGGCUGGGUGAUGUUGUCGUCAGUCAACCAAAAGAUGGGUUUGGCGGGGUAAUUCAAUAUGACCUGGGCAAAAUGAAAGAUGGUCGGUUUCAGAGGACAGGUCAACUAAAUGCGCCGCCUGAAAAACUUCUAGGAGUCAUACCUGAGAUGCGCCGAUUGUACAGCGAUAAAAGGAAGCCAGAUAGACUAACGGAGCAUCUUCAGCUUCUGGAUGACAUGGAAGAUUAUCAAAAGCCAACUGUCGACCUGCUCUAUGCUUCUGACUAUCCACAUUUAGGUGGACAAAAUUGUGAUGCAUGUGGCUCGCACUUGGUCACGAACCGCCCGGAACGCCAGAACAACCGUGCACUUAAAAUUCACUAUGGAACUAUCGCGUCGGGAAAUUCUGUACUCAAGGAUGCCAAGGUGCGGGAUACAUAUACGGGAGAUCAAGAGCUGAACAUUCUUUGCUUUGAGACGGAAGCUGCGGGUCUCAUGAACAAUGUCCCAUGCCUGGUUAUUCGCGGAAUCUGCGAUUAUUGUGACUCCCAUAAGAACGAUGACUGGCACAAAUAUGCUGCACUUGCUGCUGCUGCUUAUGCGCGAGAGCUGCUGCUGGUUCUACGGCCGCAACGUGUGGAUGCCAUGCCUCUCUGGGCUGGGCGAGUGGCUCAAGAACUUCAACAAGUUGUAACAACUGUUGAAUCGAUGGAUGAAAAAAUUACUUGGGGCAAACUGUCAUCUGUUCAAGAAGCAGCGUUUGACUCUUUUGCAAGCCAAUAUGAAGAUGGAUGUCUUCCAGGCACUAGAACUGAGCUUCUUAACGAAGUUGCAAAAUGGGCUAUGUCGCCACACGGAAAGUGCAUAUUAUGGUUAAAAGGAAUGGCUGGAACAGGGAAAUCAACCAUAUCUCGCACUGUGGCAAGAAUGUUAAAGAAAAACUUAGGAGCAAGUUAUUUCUUUAAGAGAGGUGAAGGAGACCGAGGAAACGCAAAGAAAUUUUUCCCGACACUAACAAGGCAACUGACGCUCUGGAGCUCCCACCUAAGAUCUAGUGUGCAAAAGGCCCUCGAUUGUGACCCUGAUAUUGCAUCGAAAUCACUCAGGGAACAGUUUGAGAAGCUACUCCUCCAACCACUGCUCAAUCUUGACCAACUAAGUCUACAGCCCCAAACUGCUGUGAUAGUGAUCGACGCUUUGGACGAAUGUGAACAUGAUCAGGAUGUCCGAAACAUAAUCCGACUACUGCCUCUUCUCCAGAAGGCAAAAUCGAUUUGCCUUCGGAUCUUCUUGACCAGCAGGCCUGAACUCCCAAUUAGCCUUGGAUUUGCCGGUAUCGGGGAUAAUGAAUAUCAAAACCUAGCCCUUCAUGAGAUACCUGAAGAAGUAACACGAUGCGAUAUACGAUUAUUCCUACAAGCUCGAUUUGAACAAAUCAGACAUGACAGAAAUAUUUCUCAAGACUGGCCUGGCGAUGAUGUCAUUCAAGAACUGGUUACAAUAUCUGCGCCACUCUUUAUCUCAGCUGCCACUGUGUGCCGUUACAUCGAAAACCUGAAAUGGGAACCUAAAUUGCGCCUCGUGGAGCUUCUGAAGGACCAGGCAAAAUAUGUAUCAAGAAUGGAUAAGACAUACCUGCCAAUUUUAACGCGACUUCUUGAUGAUCCAGAAAGUGAUGAACUGGAGCAGCAGCAGCUCCUGCAAGAAUUCCAGGACAUUGUGGGUGUCAUUAUCCUUCUUGAAGUUCCACUUUCUAUAAAUGCACUGUCGCUAUUUCUUGGGAUAGGAGCGGACCAGAUCAGCAAUCGAUUGGAUUUAUUCCAAUCAGUUUUAAGAGUUCCUAGUAACCGAGAUCAGCCUGUUAGAAUUCUACAUCUAUCGUUUCGGGACUUUUUGGUCCAGUCUAGAACCGAGUUUUUUAUCGAUGAGCUUAAAAAGCAUAAAGAUAUUGCUAAAUCUUGCCUUAAAAUUAUGCAGAGUUAUCUACAGAAAGACAUUUGCAAUCUAGCAAGCCCUGGAACAAUUAGAGCAGACAUUAGCCCUCAAGAUAUUCAUCAGUAUCUACCACCGGGGUUACAAUACUCUUGUCGCUACUGGGUACACCAUCUUAAAUCGGGCCAGGCUUUGUUUUCCGAAAUAGAAAAUGUGCGACUAUUCCUCCAGAAACAUUUUCUACACUGGGUAGAAGCAAUGAGCCUGUUAAGCCUUAUAUCGGAGGUAGUGGGUAUGCUUGACCUCCUCUACACGGAGGUACCAGGCGAUGAUAAUUCCGGAUUAGCUAACUUCCUACAUGAUGCAAAGCGCUUUGUUCUAAAAAAUCGCCAGAUAGCCGAUCAAGCACCACUUCAGAUUUAUUACGCAGGAUUAAUAUUCGCACCUCAAACAACAAUAAUCCGUACAGAGUUCAAGCAGGACCUUCCUAGUCGGAUAUGCCAGUUCCCACAAGUUAACGAAAAGUGGAGUGCCGAAUUACAGACUCUAGAGGGCCAUUCAAACUCGGUUUGGUCAGUGGCAUUCUCACCCAAUGGCCGGCUGUUGGCAUCCGGCUCUUCUGAUAACACAAUCUGGCUCUGGGAUCCAGCAACAGGUGCCCUGGAACAUACACUUGAGGGCCAUUCAGGUCCAGUUCUUUCUGUGGCCUUCUCAUCUGAUGGACAGCUGCUGGCAUCUGGCUCUUCUGAUAACACAAUCCAGCUCUGGGAUCCAGCAACAGGUGUUCUGAAACAUAUACUUGAGGGUCAUUCAAACUUAGUUUCUUCAGUGGCCUUCUCACCUGAUGGCCAGCUGCUGGCAUCUGGCUCUUUUGAUAACACAAUUCAGCUCUGGAAUCCAGCAACAGGUGCUCUGAAACAUAUACUUGAGGGUCAUUCAGAUUCAGUUCUUUCUGUGGCCUUCUCAUCUAAUGAACAGCUGCUGGCAUCUGGCUCUUCUGAUAACACAAUCCAGCUCUGGGAUCCAGCAACAGGUGCUCUGAAACAUACACUUGAGGGUCAUACAGGUUCAGUUCGGUCUGUGGCCUUUUCAUCUGAUGGGCAGCUGUUGGCAUCUGGCUCUUCUGAUAACACAAUUCAGCUCUGGGAUCCAGCAACAGGUGUUCUGAAACAUAUACUUGGGGGUCAUUCAGAGACAGUUUGGUCUGUGGCCUUCUCAUCUGAUGAACAGCUGCUGGCAUCUGGCUCUUCUGAUAACACAAUUCAGCUCUGGGAUCCAGCAACAGGUGUUCUGAAACAUAUACUUGAGGGUCAUUCAGACUUAGUUUCUUCAGUGGCCUUCUCACCUGAUGGCCAGCUGCUGGUAUCUGGCUCUUUUGAUAAGACUGUUCGGUUCUGGGACCCAGCAACAGACACCCUGAAACAUACACUUGAGGAUCAUUUAGACAAGCUUUAUUUAGUGGUCUUCUCAUCUGAUGGCCAGCUGCUGGCAUCUUGCUCUUCUGAUAACACAAUCCGGCUCUGGAACUCAGUGACAGGUGCUCUGAAACAUACAAUUAGAGGUCAUUCAGAUGUAGUUCAGUCAGUGGCUUUCUCACCUGAUGGUCAGCUGCUGGCAUCUGGCUCUUUUGAUAAGACCGCCCGGCUCUGGAACCUAGCAAUGGGCACUCUGAAACAUACACUUGAGGGUCAUUCAGACGGGGUUUAUUCGGUGGCCUUCUCACCUAAUAGCCAGCUGCUGGCAUCUGGCUCUGAUAAGACCGUCCGGCUCUGGAACCCGGCGACAGGCGCCCUACAAGAAACCCUGAGCACUGAGGGAAUUGUUUCGAGACUCGAGUUUUCUCAAGAUAGUUUGUAUCUCAACACCAAUCUAGGACCAUUCAAGAUUCAAUCCGGGCGCGGCAAUCCUAUCUACAAUUCACCGAGUACAAAUCCGGAGAUAUUUAUACAGCGUGAUAACUGGAUAACUUUGAACGGGGAACGAGUAUUAUGGCUUCCUCCUGAAGCUAGACCUCGUUGUUCGGCGAUAAAAUCACAUAAACUUGCCUUGGGAUAUGUGUCAGGUCGAGUUUCCUUCAUAGGGUUUCGGGCAUCAUAG
This is a messenger RNA of Histoplasma capsulatum G186AR, 4338 nucleotides long. Its product is annotated as WD domain-containing protein. The record is from RefSeq and is a predicted model, not a curated record. Gene Ontology annotation, cellular component: transcription repressor complex; nucleus. Gene Ontology annotation, biological process: nucleoside metabolic process; negative regulation of transcription by RNA polymerase II. Gene Ontology annotation, molecular function: protein binding; catalytic activity. NCBI's taxonomy places the organism in Eukaryota, Fungi, Ascomycota, Eurotiomycetes, Onygenales, Ajellomycetaceae. The transcript has 3 exons. Bases 1 to 4338 code for a protein of 1445 amino acids.